This is a messenger RNA of Mesocestoides corti, 1416 nucleotides long. The record is from the annotation of a GenBank genome assembly. NCBI's taxonomy places the organism in Eukaryota, Metazoa, Platyhelminthes, Cestoda, Cyclophyllidea, Mesocestoididae.
AUGCGCGGUCACGGUGACACUCGAUGUAGCGAUGAAGAUGAUUAUUCUAUUGAAACUCUCUCCAACGAUAUAAUUCAAAUUAUAUUUGCCAUGUUUCCUACAGAAGCACCUCCUAUUAUUCUGAUUGGUCACAGUAUGGGCGGGGCCGUUGCUGUUCAUGUUGCUCAAAAGCGAGCAAUUCCUUCGUUUGCUGGACUCGUUGUUAUAGACGUUGUCGAAGGCACUGCCCUCGAAUCCCUGUACAGCAUGACCAGCUUUCUCCGUAGCAGACCUCAGGGCUUUCGUUCGCUCGCAGACGGCAUCGCGUGGUGCGUUCGGAGUGGCCAAAUCCGAAACGUAGAGUCUGCGUGUAUCUCAUUUCCCGGCCAGCUGAAACGCGUAGCUACGGGCGAGAGUGCCACGAUGGAGUUGGACAAGGGCACCGCACUAAUCGAUGUCUCCGAGCUCAACCUAAGUGGGAACCUACCCGAGAACUCAUCAAGACAGUUCUUCACAGCCCUGGCUAACACCUCUCCCACUCUCACUUCGGCAACUUCGAUGAUUUCGGAGGAGGGAGAAGAAGAGGACGAUGAGGCAAUGGCGGCAUCCGACGCACACGUAGUCGAGAGUGGCAACGGGGAAUUGACGUUGCCAUCGAACCUUUCCGGUACCGCGCUCAGUGAUGAGGUUGCGGAAAGUUUGGAGUCCAACCAAGUGCCACCGCCUCCACACACUAACUCCCAACUGCCGCCGAUGCCAAUUUCCGGUAGCACCGACGCCCCCAAAUCCUCGUCUUCAGCUGAAGCCGCCGAACACCUUCUAACUCCAGGUGGUCAUGGCGCCUACACCUGGCGGAUAGACCUUUCUAAGACGGAGCCAUUUUGGCGUGGAUGGUUCUCCAAUAUGUCCUCUCUCUUCCUCUCCGUGCCCGAACCAAAGUUGCUUCUUGUGGCAGGCGUAGACCGCUUAGAUAAGGAGCUGACAAUUGCUCAGAUGCAGGAUCGCGAGCAAACGCCAGAAUCAAGUCGUGCAAACCAGUCCACAGGUUGCUGUUUUCCCGAAUCUCGUAAUCAUGUCGAUAAUCCGAAUUCAGCUAUCGAUUUGGCCUUUAUGGUGUGCAGUUUCCAACAUCCUGUUAAACUACCCAGCAAAUUCCAGUUGAAAAUUUUGCCUCGCGCUGGCCAUGCAAUCCACGAGGACUCGCCUGAUGAGGUUGCCUCGUGUCUCGCACAAUUUCUCCUCAGAAAUCAAUUUACCGGAGCAAAGCCAAAGCAAUUGUCCGUAAUUUCUGAGCCUAACCUCCGCCCGCCGCCUCCUCCUCUCAGCCCCCUGUCCGCCUCCCAUCGUCGCCCAGUUUCCCUGUGUGUAGCCCUUCUCCUCACCGCAGACUAUCCCCGCUGGCAUUCGGCGCAUCUCCACUCACUGCGUCUCAUCUGA